This is a messenger RNA of Haemonchus placei, 1827 nucleotides long. Lineage: Eukaryota; Metazoa; Nematoda; Chromadorea; Rhabditida; Trichostrongylidae. The record is from the annotation of a GenBank genome assembly.
AUGUUCCGUUUUUUCCAGCGCGUGAAGAAACGAACUGACAAAUCGAAGGAAGGAGCUACCCCAGACGUCGGAUCACAACGGCCUGCUGAGAGGCGUUCGACAGUACAAGUGCAAACUACUAGAUCACCAGUUGCCAAGUCACCAUCACCUUCAUCAUCACCAUCACCAUCACCAACACCGUCACCCAAACCGAGAUCGGAUUAUAAAAGGGUUCAUCAGAAAAGGCAGCAAGGUCUGUCACUUCAUACUGUGUUUUACUAUUUACGUGAACAUACCUUGGAGAAUGGCUUUGUGCUUUUUUUUGCAGGAAGCAAUGAAGAAACAAAAGAAGGGGGUGAAGAAGAGGAGCAGGAAGCUCCGUCUAAUGUGGAGCUUUCGACAUCAGAAAGAAAACGGCGUGCAAUCAGGAAAAAAUACGGCAUCAAUAAGAAGGACGAGGAGUUUUUCCAACGAAAAUCCGUAGACGCUGAGGCUGAAGAGUUCGAAAAUGUGAAUGCGAAGUUCCGACCUGCAGCGACGAAAAUGCGGAAGGCUAAACUCAGGUGGAAAAAUCCUGAGAAGGCAAAAUCGCAUUCGUCUAGCGAUAGUGCGACCAAAACAGAACCAUCAUUCAGUUCAGCAGACACUUCCGCUGGUGGUGAGGAGACGAUUUUGGAAAAAGAAGGCUCAGAAGAGUUGGAUUCUACGCAGCUAAGUAACGAGGAAGUUAAACCACCGACGUCAAAAAGCAUUGAAAAGCUGGCGAACUUGCAAGGAAAACCACAAGAACGGAUUGAAAAACUUCUGCGAGAAAUCCAUGCACUUCUCAGUCGAGUUGGACAGCUGGAAGAUGCACAUCGCAAAUCUGUCUCCGUUAUUAAGAAGCUGCGAGCGAGGCUUCAUCGCAGGGAAAAGAAAAUAAGCGAUCUGAGCAAACGAAUAAAGCAUUUGGAGCGGCACUGUGACACUACGAAGGUAGCCAAGAAGACUGUCGAAGAAGAAAAGUCCGAGAGUGAAGACCGAAGGGGGACCUUGUCAGCCGACGAAGACAAACCGUCACCGGAGCAAGAAGCGGUAGCACUGCGAGGUCUAGCCAUCAUGAAACGGAAUCAGAUUCUUGAACAAAUCGUUAAACCUGCAGAGGCAAGGAUUCUGGCGAACUUCUUCGAAGCAGAAAAUGCAAGGCCAAACGAAACGAUUGUAAUGCUUAUCGACAGAGCGUUCGGUUAUGGUAUCGAAGUUCUUCUCAUGCGACCAGAUCUCUUUGAGGAUGUCGUAGACAAUGAGCUUAGGUUAUUCUUGCUGGAUAGUUCCAAGGCGAAAAGGGUUCUACUCGACUGUAUUCUCCUUCAUCCUGAAUAUGUCCCAAUAGCAUGGGGAGGAAAUAUAUUGACAAAACGUCAAAGGGAACGGCAACUUCAAAGACAAGGAGACACUAGAAAAGCUGCUGAAUCAAAGGAUCAUGUAGAAAAUGAAAAAGGUCGAGACAGUGCAGUGACAUCGACUACUAAGAUGCUGUUCGAUUUUCUGAGUAACACUUUUGGGGAAGGGGCAAAGGAUAAGUCCAAAGACGCUUCACCCGUCAAAUCGGCUUCGAGUUCAUCGGAAGAAUCACCAGUUAAAAGAACGCAUAAUGGCAAGCCAAAGGUGGACAAGUCUAUAUCGGAAAAGAGACAGGAACCAUUUCCAAAGACCCCUGAUAAAUCGUCAGUUGAAAAAUCGGAAGCAGAAACAGAGCAAUCUUCACGACCUGCAUGGACCGAUGAUCGAGGUGAACGUACUAAACGUAAAGUGUACAGAUCGAAAGUGCCUCAGAAGAGAUUCUACGACCGACGGCGUCGCAAAUGA